Colletotrichum spaethianum is the source of this 504-nucleotide messenger RNA. RefSeq names its product plasma membrane proteolipid 3. Gene Ontology annotation, biological process: endosome transport via multivesicular body sorting pathway. NCBI's taxonomy places the organism in Eukaryota, Fungi, Ascomycota, Sordariomycetes, Glomerellales, Glomerellaceae. Gene Ontology annotation, cellular component: fungal-type vacuole membrane; fungal-type vacuole lumen. The record is from RefSeq and is a predicted model, not a curated record. The transcript is spliced from 3 exons. Bases 1 to 504 code for a protein of 167 amino acids. Gene Ontology annotation, molecular function: ubiquitin protein ligase binding.
AUGUGUUCCGCAGACAUCUUCCUCGGCCUCUUGGCCCUGCUCUUCCCGCCUUUGCCUGUCUGGGUGAAGCGUGGCCUCUGCUCCGCAGACUCCUUCAUCAACAUCCUUCUCUGCCUCCUUGGCUACAUCCCCGGCCUCAUCCACGCCUGGUACAUCAUCGCCAAGUUCCCGGAGCCAGACUACGAGUACGAGACGGUUCCCCAGCAGGACCGUGAGAGCGGCCGCGUCACCUACGUCUUCGUCCACGGCAACGGCAACGGCCCACACACCCAACAGCCCCAGCAGCAGCCCCGUCCCUCGCAGCACAACAACAAGGGCAACAUCAGCUACGGCACCACGAACAACAACGGCGCCGCCGCCGCUGGUGGCUCGAGCAGGCCCCAGCCUCAGCAGCCUCAGCAGUACCAGGACCAUGGCGCUGGUGAGGGCAGCAGCGACGGCGCCGUGCCGCCUAGCUACGCCGAGGUGGUCGCUGGCGAUAACAAGAUCCAGACUCGGGAUUAG